UCAGACUUUAGGUAGAAGAAAGAAAGCACAAGCAGCGAUGGAGUUUUGAUCAAAGGUAGCAAAGAAAGAAGCAUAGUUCUUGCAAAACAUGCCUUGGAUCACUGUUGUAGCAUCGUUCUUGAUCCCAGUGCUGGGAACUCUGUGGAUCUGGAGGUAUUUCUCACGGGAACGCUAUGAUCCACCGCUGCCUCCCGGAAGCAUGGGACUCCCACUUGUGGGCGAGACGCUCCACAUUUUGCACGCCAUGAAAACGAGCACGCUAUGGGAGUUUUACGGGGCUCGGGAGAAGAAGUAUGGCCCUAUUUACAAGACACACAUCUUCGGCCGCCCCACGAUCGUCGUGAGCCCUCCUCUGGGAUUCAAGCUUUUGUUCUCCAGCCAUGGCAAGCUCGUCGAGAGCUCCUGGCCGCAGCCCAUGAGGACGCUCUUGGGCGACAAGUGUUUGUUCUUCAUGGAGGGCCAGAAAGCCAAGAGCUUUCGUCACAUUCUCCUGGCGUUCCUCGGCCCGGAUGCCAUACGGCGGUAUGUAGAGAGGGCGAGCGUGAUCAUCCAAGAACACAUUGACAAGUUUUGGAUGGCUGGAUCGGAGGUGAAGGCUUACCCCCUCGUGAAGAAGGCCUUGUUCUCGCUCGUCUUUAGCUUGUUCUUGAGCAUCUCGGACGAGGAGGAGGAGAGGGAGCUCCUGGCUCCUUUCCAGGAUUUCUUGCAAGGGUUGCUUGAGCUGCCGAUCGACUUGCCAGGGACAAUGUUUCGUCGCGCAAAAGUUGGACGGGCGAAGAUCUUUAAGAAGCUGGACGAGUACAUAAGCAAGAGAAAGAUCGAGCUAGAAACUGGCAACGCAUGGCCUCAACAGGAUUUUCUCAGUGUUCUCUUGACAACCAAGGGAGAGGAUGGAGAGCCCAUGACCAAGGAAGAGAUCAAACAAAACAUUCUCAUGUUGGUCAUGUCAGCCCACGAUACCACCGUAAGCUCCUUGUUAAGUUCCAUGAAAUACAUAGGAGAGAAUCCAUGGUGCUACGAUCGACUUAGAGAAGAACACGUCUCCAUUGCGCUUGCCAAAUCUCCAAAAGAGCCACUCACUCACAGCGAUUUGCAAAAGAUGGACUACACUUGGAGGAUCGUCCAGGAAGCCAUGCGCUUGGCUCCUCCCGCAGCUGGAAACCUCCGAAGGGCGACCACUGAAUUUACCAUGGAUGGAUUCACGGUUCCAAAGGACUGGCAACUUAACUGGACUGUGUUUCGCAGCCACAAGAAAAAAGAGUUCUUUGAGGAGCCGGAGACGUUUAAUCCAGAUCGAUUCGAUCGCCCAUUGCUUCCAAACACUUACGUUCCAUUUGGUGGAGGCCCUCGCAUUUGUCCCGGAUACGAGCUCGCCAAGAUGCAAGACCGCAUUUUUCUACACUACCUUGUCACAAGGUUUAAGUGGACGUUGCUGGAUCCAAACGAGGCCAUCCACAUGACCCCACUCGCUCUUCCCGUCAAUGGCCUCGGCAUGAAACUCGUAUCCAAUCCAGUAAAAAUCUGACUUUUCGAAGGCUCUGAACGAUGGAUGAUCAUAUCAUAAGAGUAAAUAAAGAACAAGUCUUUGGCACGAA
This is a messenger RNA of Selaginella moellendorffii, 1595 nucleotides long. Its product is annotated as cytochrome P450 716B2-like. Gene Ontology annotation, molecular function: heme binding; oxidoreductase activity, acting on paired donors, with incorporation or reduction of molecular oxygen; iron ion binding. The transcript has 3 exons. The record is from RefSeq and is a predicted model, not a curated record. Bases 89 to 1525 code for a protein of 478 amino acids. Gene Ontology annotation, biological process: sterol metabolic process. NCBI's taxonomy places the organism in Eukaryota, Viridiplantae, Streptophyta, Lycopodiopsida, Selaginellales, Selaginellaceae.